AUGACAGAAGGGAACAAUAUGCCAGAAGGUGAUACAGCAGGUAAAGAUGAGGUGCCCGUCGGCGUGCCCGCGGAGGAGAAGCGGUCUGAGGAGGAGAAGAAGGAGAACGGGCAGAGCAGCGUGCCCAUUCCGGAGCAACCCGCGGCUCCUGGAGCGGAGGAGGUCGAGUUUGUACACCCAGAGGGCGGCUGGGGUUGGCUGGUCAUGCUUGCUGCCAUGUGGUGUAACGGCUCGGUGUUUGGGAUCCAGAACGCCUUCGGGAUCCUCUUCCUCUCCCUCCUCCGGGAGUUCGGCUCCGAGGACGAUGAAGACCUCCGCUUCAAGACAGCACUGGUGGGUUCCCUCUCCAUGGGGAUGAUCUUCUUCUGCUCUCCCAUCGUCAGCGUCUUCACCGACAUCCUCGGCUGCAGAAUUACCGCCGUGGGCGGCGCUGCUGUCGGCCUGGUCGGCCUGCUGGCCAGCUCCUUUGUCACGUCCCUGGGUCCCAUGUACUUCACCUAUGGCAUUGUGUUUGCCUGCGGCUGCUCUUUCGCCUACCAGCCCAGCCUGGUCAUCCUGGGCCACUACUUCAAAAAGCGCCUGGGUCUGGUGAAUGGCAUUGUGACGGCCGGCAGCAGCAUCUUCACCAUCACGUUGCCCUUCGUGCUGUCGGGCCUGCUGGAUAAAGUGGGCCUCCAGAACACCAUGCGCGUCCUCUGCAUCCUCAUGUUUAUUCUGAUGCUGGCCGGCUUAACCUACAGGCCCCUGCUGCCAGUCAAAUCCAGCAACACCCGCACAGGCAGCCGGUGUCCACCCAUGAGCCAGAUUUUCAACGUCAAUAUCUGGAAGUCUUUGGGAUAUCGCAUUUGGGCCUUCGGUAUUCCUGCAGCCCUCUAUGGCUACUUUGUGCCUUAUGUUCACCUGAUGAAGCAUGUGGAGGAGCGUUUUGGAAAAGAGGCCAAUAAAGAAGUUCUGCUCAUGUGCAUCGGCAUCACGUCCUGUGUGGGCCGUCUCAUCUUCGGCAGAGUGGCAGACUACGUUAAUGGAGUCAACAAAGUCUACCUGCAGGUGACCUCCUUCUUCGUCAUCGGCCUCAUGUCCAUGAUGAUCCCUCUGUGCAACAUCUUCGGCGCGCUGAUCGCCGUGUGCCUGCUGAUGGGGCUGUUCGACGGCUGCUUCAUCUGCAUCAUGGGCCCUAUCGCCUUUGAGCUGGUCGGGGACAAAGAUGUGUCCCAGGCCAUCGGCUUUCUGCUGGGCCUGAUGUCCGUGCCCAUGACUGUGGGGCCCCCCAUCGCAGGCUUCCUGAGGGACAGACUGGGUAGCUACGACGUGGCCUUCUACUUGGCAGGUAUCCCCCCGAUCUUCGGAGGCGCCGUGCUGUGUCUGAUACCCUGGGUGGAGGCCCGGCGCAAGAGGAAGGAGAAGGAGGACGCCCUGAACAAAGAGCAGGGUGAACUGCUGGCCGGCCAGAAGCGCGAUCACGAGAAGGCUCAGGAGGACGCGCUGAGCAAAACUGGAGAGUCUGUCCUCUAAGUGUCCCGCUGAACCGACUGAAAGAGACACGCACACACAACGGGGUUCAGACUGACACUGCUGAGUACUGACAUAAAAGUAGGAGUAAGAUUGUAACAACUGCCUUCAGUAGAAGAAAAUGCCAAAGAGAUGAAACAUAUCAAAUAAGAGUCAAAGGGUUGAAGUACAGUUCGACAUGAAUGUGAUCCCGAAGAACUAUGCAUUAGAUUGUUCUGACUGAACUAAUCUCAAAAACAACAGGCACAAACUUGAGGUUUUAAGCGAAAAUUGAGAAAACGGAACAUUUCAUUUCAUUUGUCACAAGGGAAAAGAAGAGGUGCUGUGCUGUACUAUAAAUGCGGUGUAUUCACAGCUUGAGCCAGUGUCUCAACCAAAAAAACACUUUCAGAUGGACUUUCUUUACAAUCAGUUUUCACCACUACCAUAUGUUUCUUUUUAGAUGUAGAAAUAUAGCAUAAAAAAGAAGUCAUUGAAUUGUACACGACAGGAACCCAGUCAUGUGUGGGAACAUAACUUGAUUCAGCCUCAGUCGACAUCUUUUGUUUUUGCGUCAGCGCAAAGCAAACUGGUCUGCUAAACAUUUCUCCUUUAAACCUGCCAUUUUCAUUGUGUCCAGUGUCCCUCAGACAGGACGCUUCUUAAAGCCAAAAAUUGUAAAUACUGGGGGUAAUGUGUUGAUAGUGUUUCAAAGGGACAUCCGGAGGUCCUCAUUAGUGUUAGUCCUGAAGCUCUGGGAUCCUCUGAGCUUUAAGGGUGCUCAGACACUUGAAGCGAAGCAGCUUUUAAGCACAAUGGUUCUGCUCUGUCCUCCAGGCUGGAUCCAGGAAAUCACAUCUUUUAUACAAAGAGCUGUACUCAAGGCUGGAUUACCAAAAAAAAGGCCCUCAGGGGCCAAAAGGCUCCAACCUUCACUGUGUCGCAAUUAGUUUGUGGUAAUAAAUUGCAUAUUAGUUUGGUAAUUCUGUAUGGAUAUAGUGUAGACUGAAAUGAUCGAGACCUUAAAGUGAUGGUUCGGAGUAAUUUCACCCUAGGGUCCUUUGCACCACGACCUCGAGCCAAACACCCCCCCAGAAGCUUUUUUCACCUGGGUC
Perca fluviatilis (European perch) is the source of this 2603-nucleotide messenger RNA. It is a transcript of the gene slc16a10, whose product is annotated as solute carrier family 16 member 10. Lineage: Eukaryota; Metazoa; Chordata; Actinopteri; Perciformes; Percidae. Bases 1 to 1512 code for a protein of 503 amino acids. The transcript has 6 exons. Gene Ontology annotation, biological process: transmembrane transport. Gene Ontology annotation, molecular function: monocarboxylic acid transmembrane transporter activity. The record is from RefSeq and is a predicted model, not a curated record.